AUGGCUAAAGGCGGCAAAGCGCGGCGCGAAAGUCCCGGACCGAGAAUAACUACUUCAAAGCGCUUUGUGCUCAACACUAAAGCUAAGGAAAACAAUAAACUUGAAAUUUACCAAAGCGUUCGUCGCCGGCUGGUUGGGUGGGUUCGGGCCUUCUGCUUUGUGAAAGUCAAAAAUCACAAAGAGGGGGGGGGCGCCUCGGGCUCGGCGGCGGCGGCGGCGGCGGGGACCCCGGGGUCGGCGGCGGCGGCGGCGGCGUCGGGGGCGUCGUCGGGGGGUUCGGGCCUGGCGCUGUGGCGGCGGAAGGACGGCGGCCCCUCCGCCAAGUUCUGGGAGAGCCCGGACACCGUGUCCCAGCUGGACUCCGUGCGCGUCUGGCUCGGGAAGCACUACAAGAAGUACGUUCAAGCGGAUGCUCCCACCAACAAGACGCUGGCCGGGCUCGUGGUGCAGCUUCUCCAGUUCCAGGAAGACGCUUUCGGGAAACACGUCACCAACCCUGCCUUCACCAAACUCCCUGCAAAGUGCUUCAUGGAUUUCAAGGCUGGGGGUACCUUGUGUCAUAUCCUCGGAGCCGUUUACAAGUUUAAAAAUGAACAGGGAUGGCGCAGAUUUGACCUGCAGAACCCCUCCCGAAUGGAUCGCAACGUCGAGAUGUUCAUGAACAUUGAGAAAACACUAGUACAGAAUAAUUGCCUGAGCAGACCUACCAUCUACCUCAUUCCAGAUAUUGAGCUGAAGUUGGCUAAUAAGCUGAAGGACAUUGUCAAACGGCAUCAGGGAACCUUCACCGACGAGAAAUCAAAAGCCUCCCACCACAUUUAUCCUAACCCUACCUCACCGGAUGACGAAGAGUGGUUGAGACCUGUGAUGAAAAAAGAUAAGCAGGCGCUCGUUCACUGGGGGUUUUACCCAGACAGCUACGACACUUGGGUUCACGCUAGCGAUAUCGACGCGGAAAUCGAAGACCCUCCAAUCCCGGAAAAGCCGUGGAAGGUGCAGGCCAGGUGGAUCUUGGACACCGAUAACUUCAACGAGUGGAUGAACGAGGAAGAUUACGAAGUGGACGAGAACAAGAAGCCCGUGAGCUUUCGCCAGCGCAUUUCGACCAAGAACGAAGAGCCCGUCCGAAGUCCCGAGAGGAGAGACAGGAAAGCGACGGCGAGCACGAGGAAGAGGAAACACUCGCCUUCUCCUCCGCCUCCCGCGCCGGCAGAAUCGAGGAAAAAGGCCGGAAAGAAAGGGCAAGCCAGUCUGUAUGGGAAGCGGCGAGGUCAGAAAGAGGAAGAUGAACAGGAAGAUCUCACCAAGGACAUGGAGGACCCAACCCCGGUACCCAACAUAGAGGAAGUGGUGCUUCCCAAAAACGUGAAUCCAAAGAAAGACAGUGAAAACACGCCGGUCAAAGGAGGAACAGUGGCUGACCUAGAUGAACAGGAUGAAGAAACUCUGACCACCGGCGGAAAGGAAGACGAAGACCCCGGGAAGGGGGAUCAGAGCCGAUCGAUCGACCCGGGCGAAGACAACGUGACGGAGCAGACGAAUCACAUCAUCAUCCCCAGCUACGCGUCGUGGUUCGACUACAACUGUAUCCACGUCAUAGAGCGCCGGGCUCUUCCAGAAUUCUUCAAUGGGAAAAACAAGUCCAAGACUCCAGAAAUAUACCUGGCUUAUCGUAACUUCAUGAUCGACACGUACCGCUUAAACCCUCAAGAAUACCUAACCAGUACCGCUUGCAGGAGGAACCUGACCGGAGACGUCUGUGCUGUAAUGAGGGUUCACGCCUUCCUGGAGCAGUGGGGUCUGGUGAAUUACCAAGUGGAUCCGGAAAGCCGGCCCAUGGCCAUGGGCCCCCCGCCCACCCCUCACUUCAACGUCUUGGCUGAUACGCCCUCCGGGCUUGUGCCUCUCCACCUCAGGACUCCUCAGGUCCCUGCUGCUCAGCAGAUGUUGAAUUUUCCCGAGAAGAACAAAGAGAAGCCCACCGAUUUGCAGAACUUUGGCCUCCGCACGGAUAUUUACUCCAAGAAAACCUUAGCCAAGAGUAAAGGAGCCAGUGCUGGAAGGGAGUGGACUGAACAGGAGACCCUGCUGCUAUUAGAGGCGCUGGAGAUGUACAAGGAUGACUGGAACAAGGUGUCGGAGCACGUCGGGAGCCGCACCCAGGACGAGUGCAUCCUGCAUUUCCUGCGCCUGCCCAUCGAGGACCCGUACCUGGAGAACUCGGACGCCUCGCUGGGCCCCCUGGCCUACCAGCCCGUUCCUUUCAGCCAGUCCGGGAACCCGGUCAUGAGCACCGUCGCCUUCUUGGCCUCCGUCGUCGACCCCCGCGUGGCCUCCGCCGCCGCCAGGGCAGCUCUAGAGGAGUUCUCCCGGGUCCGAGAGGAGGUGCCCCUGGAACUGGUCGAGGCCCACGUCCGGAAGGUCCAAGAGGCGGCGCGGGCGUCCGGGAAGGUGGAUCCGACCUACGGCCUGGAGAGCAGCUGCAUCGCCGGCACCGGGCCCGACGAGCCCGAGAAACCCGAAGGGGCCGAAGAAGAGAAAAUGGAAACCGAAACGGAAGGGCAGCAGCCGGAAAAGGCGGAAAACAAGGGAGAAAGUGAGACAGAUGAAGGCGACAAAGCCCAGGAUGGAGAAAAUGAGAAGAACAGUGAGAAGGAACAAGAUUGCGAAGCCAGCGAGGAUCCCAAAUCAGAGGAGAAAGACGCCGAGGAGAACAAGCAGAAUGCCGACGCGUCCAAAGAGAGAGAGAGCGACGUUGGGAAAAAGAAGGUGGAGCAUGAAAUUUCCGAAGGAAACGUGGCCACGGCCGCCGCGGCCGCCCUCGCUUCCGCCGCCACCAAAGCGAAGCAUCUCGCUGCAGUCGAGGAGAGGAAGAUCAAGUCCCUGGUGGCCCUCCUGGUUGAGACCCAGAUGAAGAAGCUGGAGAUCAAACUUCGUCAUUUCGAGGAACUGGAAACGAUCAUGGACCGGGAGAAAGAAGCCCUGGAGCAGCAGAGGCAGCAGUUGCUGACGGAGCGCCAGAACUUCCACAUGGAGCAGCUGAAAUACGCGGAGCUCAGGGCCCGCCAGCAAAUGGAGCAGCAGCAGCACGGGCAGAGCGCUCCCCCCGCCCAUCAGCACAUGACCCCGCUCGGGGGAGCGGCCGGCCAUCCGGGCAUGUUGCCCCAUCAGCAGCCCCCUCCCUACCCUAUGAUGCACCACCCGAUGCCCCCUCCGCACCCGCCCCAGCCAGGUCCCGGCGCCAUGAUGCCCGGCCGCAUGAUGCCGGCCGUCGCGGCCAACGUCCACCCCGCCGGAGGGGGGCCCGCCCCGCCGGGACUGCCGCCGAUGCCCGGAAACCUCAUCGGACCACGGGCGCCGCUCGCCGCGCCCAACGGCAUGUAUCCCCCUCCGCCGCAGCCGCCGGCAGCACCGCCGCCGCAAACGCCCGCCGCCGACGGGGUCCCCCCACCUCCGGCGGCCUCAACCACCACCGCCUCGGCCGCCCCUUAGACGGUCAAGCCGCGCGAGGAUCCUCCGGGCGCCGGCGCAGUGGCGAUGGGGCUCGUAUUCCCGUUUUCUCCCCCCUCCUCUCCCUCCCCCGCUCCGACCCGCUCCGUCGGGAGGACGGCGGCGCCGGUUUGCGGGGGCCCGUCCCCACCUGAGUCUCGCAGCCCCAACCCGCGCUCUGCCGCGGUUUCGGCCCGCGGGCCCCUUUUUAAUCAUCUUCGCGCCGUUUUCGUUUCUACAACCAUUACUUCUUUAAGGAAGAGGGAUCUAGUUGGUCGGACCCCGGGGCGGGCGGGCCAAGAAGCGUCUGAGCCCUGGGCCCGUCCCCAGGAGUCCCUUCUCAGCUUCCCAGAAAAGACCGAGGGUGGGCGGCCGUCCCGGAAACCCACCCAGCGGGGCCCGCGGGAGCGGUAAGCGGGAGCCGAUAUUAGGGAGGAAUAUUAGGGAUAUUAGGGAGGGACCCGCCUCUGACCGGCCUCGCCUAUUUUCAGGUCACACCGUCUCUCCCUCGACUCGCUUCAGUAGCGAAACGUCAUUCCCGCCCCCCCCCCCGACUCCAUCCCGGUACAGCGGGGCAAGCCGGAGGUGGAGCACCUGGAAUACGCUCACUCUCUUCCCCGGGAUUGCUCGUCCUGACUUUCUAUGCAGAUCUCCUUUUGUGUUUUUUCCGGGGGGGGGACGGUUUUGUUUUUUUCCCCCGGGCCGUUCCCCGGAAUGGGGGCCGGUGUCCCCGCCCCGGCCUCCCCGGGAAGCUUUCAGGAGGCGAGGGCGGGAGGAACCGAGCCCGUCAGUCACUGUUUCGGAGGCGCCCUUUUUCCUCCCUUCCCUCCUCCCACUUUAUAAAAAGAUGAAAAAGGACUAAAAAAAAAAAAAAAAAGGUAGAUAGGUGAAGAUGUAGCGGACGGGACUUGGUUUGGACGGCGGCAGGGCGGGCAGGAUUCAGCGGAAGCGGUACUUGGGGCCGGGUUACGGGGUCCCGGCGGCGUGCAAGCUCCCUCACGUGCCCCGUCUCGCCGGACUCGGGCGGGAGGGGAAGGGGCCGGGAAGCUCCGUGGAGACCGCGGCAGGGAGCCCUGUCCUCCUCCCUCGGGGAGAGACACCGAGAUGCCUUAAUUGCCCAGUUCGGCCCGCGAAAUCCCGUCGCCGGGCCUCGGAGGACGGCGACUCGGGCGGCCCCCGUCCGGUCCGAGUCCUCCCGGGCCCGCUCGCUUUUCAUCCUCGGGGAAGGGGGUG
Molecule: messenger RNA, 4722 nt
Organism: Tachyglossus aculeatus (Australian echidna)
Lineage: Eukaryota; Metazoa; Chordata; Mammalia; Monotremata; Tachyglossidae
Gene: SMARCC1
Product: SWI/SNF related, matrix associated, actin dependent regulator of chromatin subfamily c member 1
Exons: 30
Coding region: 1-3492 (1163 amino acids)
Biological process (GO): positive regulation of DNA-templated transcription
Cellular component (GO): npBAF complex; nBAF complex; SWI/SNF complex
Molecular function (GO): histone binding; nucleosomal DNA binding
Source: RefSeq, a predicted model, not a curated record